This is a messenger RNA of Strongylocentrotus purpuratus (purple sea urchin), 4785 nucleotides long. RefSeq names its product mucin-5AC. NCBI's taxonomy places the organism in Eukaryota, Metazoa, Echinodermata, Echinoidea, Camarodonta, Strongylocentrotidae. The record is from RefSeq and is a predicted model, not a curated record. The transcript has 3 exons. Gene Ontology annotation, molecular function: sequence-specific DNA binding. Bases 622 to 2250 code for a protein of 542 amino acids.
UACAUCCGAAAACAUAUACGCCGAAAAGUGCGUCUGUUUUUUUGUUCGAAAUGGCAAAUCUAUUAUUGGCAUAAUGCAAAGUCCACUCAAGCACCGCGAUAAAUGCUCACAUAAAAAGGCAAGUUUUUUCCUUCAUAUUUGAGUCAUACAAUUAAGCUAUAGACCACUUGACUGUUUCGCGGGGGCGAGAAGCAACAAUAAUGUCCACCGAGCUUCCUCAUUUUGGUUUGUAGGCAAUUUUGUCUGGUGAAGGUUUGGCCGAAAAGGACUUUUGAUAACCCUACCUUUGUCUUUGUCAAGCUUACUACUUGUACUUCAAAGGAAAUAGUUCGCUUACCGUAUCGAUCGUUAAAUGAAUGCGGAUAUUUGUUGGACGUGUGGACACCCCACCCGGAUGUGUGUAUUGAAUGACCGUGACUUGUCCCAGUGAGUUCCCAUUCGCCUUUUCACAUGUAAUUUUACGUGUAGAAACUCAGGGCCACAUCGUACACGUUUGAUCGUAUGCAUAGUGCAUGCAUCGUACAUGUAGCAUUGCCAUUAGGCAUUGUUUAGCGUUCGAACUACCUUACAAGUUACAGUACUCGCACUCGUUUACAUUGGAAUAUAUUUAAUGGCAUAGACAUGAAGCCCCAAGUAAUGACGAUUUCUACCACUAUUUUACACGAGGAACAACACAAUGGAGAAAUACCCACCAAAUCUGCUAAACUAGAUAUAUUACACGUGAAACAAGAGCCGGAUGACAUCAGCGAGACCGAAUCGACUAGUCCGCGGGACGCGCCGGGGCCACGACACAGUCAUCACCGUAAGAAAAUGAUGGAGAAAUGGAUGAAUGUCAAUGACGGGAACGGGGUCGCGAUGAAGCAUCUGUCAACACGUAACCAUGACAACGCAGACUCCAGGAGAUCGUCGAAAUCACCAUCGAAAUCACCGUCUUCUCCUCUUCCUAUUAUGUCACACGUUCCCGCAGAUCCUCGGAAAUGGGCGGCAUUGCACGUCGGAAGGUGGCUGGAGGCGGUAUCAGCGAAAUAUGCCUUGCAAGUGAACAAGACAGACUUUGUCAUGAAUGGGCGCGCGCUGUGUCUUAUGAAGCGGGAAGGCUUCUUGGACCGAGUACCCGAGAACGGUGCGAUCCUAUUCGAAGAUUUCCGAAGGAGGCUUCGGCAGUACCUCACAGCGUGUCGGCAAAGGGUGCGGACAACUUACGCAACUCAAGGGAAUAUAUCACUGCCGGGUAGAGUACCUCACUUUCCAACGCCCGCCGGUUCGGGAGCACCUCAAAUGCCGAAUUCGUCUCUGGUUCAACCCAGUGCGGCAUCUCCGUGGAUUGCGCCGUUUUCGGCUCUAAGGAGGCAACCUGGGACUGACCGCAAACCAGCAGGAGUUCUAGGGGUACCUCCCGCGUUGCACACUGCACAACCACCCCAAGGACUGCAAGCGUUUUUGCACACGGCACCGUUUGGCCUUAGCAAUACUCCGUUGGUCCAUGGGCCAUCUUCCCUUUCGAAUACUCAAGGUAUUCGUCAAUCAUCCUCAAGAAAUGAUCCCACCUUUCUGCCACCGUCGCAAGCGGGUCCAUCCACGAGUACGUCUGCACUCGUCACCGCUAUAAACGGCCAGUAUUACGCAGCUGCAUCCCAUAUGGUCGGAGCAUCAUCAUUGCAUCCAAGUCUUCCUGCACCGGGCCAACCGUCAACCGCGGCAAAUACAGUACAACCAUGCCCUUUGCACUCGGCACCAUCAACUCUGCACCCGGCACCAUCAACUCUGCAAACGACCCUGCCGACCUCGUUUACAACCACUGCUCCACGCACGGUGACAACGCAUGUUGCGCCUACCCAGAGUGCAUCCGUUUCUACAUCAUGCUCAGUACACAGUUCGUCCCCUGCUCCCGACCCUCAUUCCUCACCGUAUCCCUAUUUGGGUGGCCAGUGUCAGCUUCACCCGUCACCUUACUACAAAUUCGUUCCUAUUUACAGAACAAUGCGAGUUGUCGGGCAAUUUCAACCAAUCCCGUACGGGUAUCCGCGCACGUUACCUCCAGCAACGCUGCCAACCACCCCAUCAGAAUUUUCAAGCCAAUCACAGCCGGGCAGAAUAGCAUCCCCGACUGUGACGUUACAAGCCAUCGACCAAUCACAAGCUCUAGAUUUGUCAACAUCAAAUAACAAAAGUACUACUAGACCCCCUAGUGCAGAUCAGCAUGUGCCCUCCACCAACGACCGAAAGCGAAUGAAAACCAAACCCCUAUAAAGACACAUUUUCAAUAAAAUAAACACUGUUAUACAGUGAUAUUAUAUUACAAAUGGCACAAAAUCAGAACUGGAUAAUAGGUUCAAGAAUAUUGAUCAAUUUUGUCUAAUUAUUAUUUAUCGUAAAUGCAAUCUUUUCCCUAUGUAAACAUCAGCUGCAGAAGUGAGCCCACCUUUUCAAAAUGUUUUUUAUGCAUAUUUCAAAAUGUUUUUAUGCAUAUUAUUAAUACAUUGAUAUAAUCAAUUUCCAAUAUGUUUUUUAAACUUUGCUUUUUCCAAUUUGCUUAUGUAUACCGGUACCCAAAGGUUUACCUCUUUUCAACUUAUCUUGAUCUUUUGUCAAUGUUUUGACCCCGGCAGUACUUGUCAAUAUUAAUCACCAAAGUUUGCAUUCAAAUAGAACUCUGUAUCAGCCAAUCAUGUUCAAGAUUGGAGUGUUUUAACCAAUAGCAUAUCAGGAUCAAGACAUCACAUCAUGACGUGGCAGUUUCUGAUUGGUUAAUACAUGAUAUGACCGAUGAGAAUGACAGUUUGAUAGACCGUACCCUCUUUGAGCUCAUAUUGGUUUUUUUUUUUAAUUGACAGUGUGACAAAUUGCCAUCAUUAUGAUUUCAGUAUUCUAGAAUUUCUAGGAAUCGUUCUGUCUCACACUUGCUUUCUCUCUCUCUCUCUCUGUAUAUUUAUCUCACUGUCUCUUCAUCUCUCUCUCUCUCUCUCUCUCUCUAUCUAUCUAUGUUUAAUGCAUGUACAAGUGAAAGUACAUUGUGUCUCUGUUUCGGACCUCCUUGCCUGACCUUAAUUUUUCAAAUAAUGUGUAAUGAACAAUUAAAACGGGUGUAUAUAUUUAAAAAAAAAAAAAAAAACGUACAUAACCAUAGGACCUCUUGCAUUCUCUCUUAUAAUGCAAAUUUUCAAAUAAUUAGAAAAACAGUACAUUGCAUGGUUUAUUGAAUCAUUUAGUUAUAUAGACCGACCAAUAUCUGUGCUGGAAUAGGAACACAUCCAUGUGAUUUAACCGAUUCAGAAGUAAUUUUAUGCACAAAAUAAUUUUUCAAAACACCACAUGCUUCUUCCGAAGUGGUCAUUGUUAAGAAAUGCAUGUCUACCUCUUUGUUAGGAAAAUACAGGGAAAAGUAUAUUAUACCUCAUCAUUUCAAUUAUUUACAUGCUUACUAGAAAAAACAAAUCAACAGUUAGAGAUUUUGUUACUGAACAAACUUUUAAUUUUGUUGUUGUUUCACAUUUCUUCAGUUGGUAAGGUUUUAGUAUUUUCGGGUUUUUGUUUAUCUUGCUUUGGACAAAUUUGUUGGUUCAGUGUUCCUUUUUUCUCUCUCUUUGUUUAUGCGUAACGGGGUGUGGCAUAGAUUUAUACAAGCAUGCCAGUGGUUAUUAUGACUACAUCAAACAUUAUUUAGUAACUGUUGAAAUACAAAUCCCAGUACACUGUACCGCAUUAUUGCAGUUGAAUGGGGAUUGGGGAGAACAGAUAAUUAUAAAGCAGUUCUCGUACAUGUUUAAAUCUUCUCAACCGGAAGAAUCGUUUAUGUAGAAAUUUGAAUAAAUUACAACUUACAUUUCAAUUGAAAUCAUGAAUGCAGGAUUCUUGCUCGUAAAAACAUUUUGAUAACAGAUAUGCUAAGGUCUGCUUUCUUUUAUAUGUGAAACAUUCUUUAUAGAAUUAGGAUUCCUACGAAAUGUUAGAUCCAUUCAUUGCUUCUUCAAGGAAAGGAGAAAAAAAAUCCCCUAAUUUGAGUUGAAUUGAUCAAUGUCAGUAGUCACGAAAAUAUCCCAUAUUUUAAUGAUGUUUACAUUUUUGAAAUCUAUCACAACUUCUCGACUUUUUUAAAUGCAUAAUUAAAUCUUGCCAUUACAAUUUUAUACGGUGGUGAUAUAUACACGGCAAUUGAAACAUUUAUUUCUCUAGAAUAUAAUGAAGUUCUUAUAUAGAUUUAGUUGAGGGUCAGUUUUUUCUAAAGUAUGCAUGGUCUAUGACUUCUGUUCUUUCAAAAUCAUUAUUAUUAUGUAAAGUGGUAAGAGAAUUAAUAUAGUCAUAAUAAGACUUUGAAUAGCAAUUGCACUUCUAUGCCUAACGUAUCUUUCUACGAUCAUUUUCAUGUGUUAAAAAGAUAUGUAGUCCUUUUCUUGGUGACAAAACAUGUCAAAUAUCGGAUUCUAGAAAAUCCAAACCAAAAUAUAUUGUGCCUAUUUUUGUUUUUCCAAGUAUACUUCUUACCAGUAAUGCCCAGUAGACUACGAGCUUGGUCUUCAAAGGUAAAUAUAAAGAUUAAUUGGAAAUAUAAUAUAAAGAUGGGAUUGAUGUUUCUUUGGUUAAACAAAAUUUAUAGGAUCAGUUACGCGGGUUUCUCAAUUUUCUGUGUAGAAAUAUGUAGUUUGGGGUCGAUAUUUUCAAAGAUUAUUUUGAUAUAUACAUGUACAUGAUGUAAUUAUAUACAUCUCAAGAUUAUUAUUGAAUAUGAAUUAUCUGUAUGUGUUUUACAGCUUCGCUUUCAAAUGAAUAAAUUUAUAUUUCAUUUUA